Anthostomella pinea is the source of this 1620-nucleotide messenger RNA. NCBI's taxonomy places the organism in Eukaryota, Fungi, Ascomycota, Sordariomycetes, Xylariales, Xylariaceae. The record is from the annotation of a GenBank genome assembly.
AUGCCCCCCAAGAAGAGAACGAAGGCCGGAACCGGCAGCGGGGUAAAGAAGCAGAAGACAAACGCGGGCGCCAAGAAGGCUGCACAGCCAUCAAUUCCUGUCGAUGAAGCCUUUAAUGAGGGUGGCAAUGUCUAUGUCCACAUCGACGACGAUGAGACGAUCUGGGAUGCUUCUCUGAAUCUGAGCAAUGUUUCUGGGAACAACAACAAGUUCUACAUGGUGCAGCUUCUUGUGGAUGACAAGAGCGACACCUAUUACGUCCACACUCGCUGGGGCAGGGUUGGCGAGUUGGGUCAAGUCAAGACUAUGAGUUUCGAAGACAUUGACGAGGCAAAGGUCGAAUACAACAAGAAGUUCAAGGGCAAGACCGGCCUGGAAUGGGAGAACCGCGGGGACGAGCCCAAGCCGAAGAAGUACACCUACGUCGAAAGGGCAUAUGAAGACGAAGAUGAUGCCGAGAAUGACGAGUCGGAUGAUGGAUCCGACAGUUGCAGUACGGCCAAGAGCGGCCUUGACAUCGCCACUCAGAGGCUCAUGGAGCUGAUCUUCAACGAGAAUCACUUCAACUCGGUGCUCGAAGAGAUCGGGUAUAACAGCGACAAGCUGCCACUGGGGAAACUCGGCAAGGCCAGCCUGCAGAGCGGCUUCGAGCAGCUGAAAGAGCUGGCGAGCCUCAUCAAGCACCCCAGCCUGGCCAAGAACAAGUACGACAAGGAUCGAGGCGAAGUCAUUGAAGAGUGGACGAACAAGUACUACUCCACGAUCCCGCACGCCUUCGGUCGCAACAGGCCCCCCUUAAUCGACAAUGACGACCUUCUGCGCAAGGAAGUCGCCAUGCUCGACACGCUGACCGACAUGGAAGUCGCCAACACGAUCAUGCGCGCGCACGACACCAAGUCCAAAGACGCCGCCUCGGUCAACCGACUAGACGCGCACUUCCGCGGACUGCAGUUGAAGGAGCUGCAGGCCCUCGACCACAAGUCCGCCGAGUACAAGGAGCUGCAGACGUACCUCAUCGACUCGAGCCACAGCUCGCACGGCCUCAGGUACCGCCUGCAGGACAUCUUUCGCGUGGAGCGGCCCGGCGAGCACGAGAGGUUCGAGAAGAGCCGCAAGACGCUGAAGGAUUCGCGGAGGCUGCUGCUGUGGCACGGGUCUCGCACUACGAAUUAUGGCGGUAUUCUGUCGCAGGGCUUGCGCAUUGCGCCGCCGGAGGCCCCCGUGAGCGGCUACGCCUUCGGCAAGGGCGUCUACCUCGCAGACCUGUCGUCCAAGUCGGCCAACUACUGCGUGUCGUCGCUCAGCGGCGGCGUCGGCCUGCUGAUGCUGGUCGAGGCCGAGCUGUCGAACCCCAUGUACGAGAUCGACUCGGGCGACAGCGGCGCCGCCGAGGCGGCCAGGAAGGCCAACUGCGUCGCGACAAAGGGCGUCGGCCGCACGGGCCCAGGGAAGUGGAAGGAUGCGGGGUGUGUGAAUGGGGCUUUGGAGGGUGUUAAGAUGCCCGAUGGAAAACCAGUUGACAACAAAAGCCAUAACGGUGGGUUCCUGAUGUACAACGAGUACAUAUCCUACAACGUGGAACACCUGAAGCUCCGCUACCUGUUCAAGGUCGCUAUGUGA